Messenger RNA from Leptomonas pyrrhocoris, 1138 nucleotides. RefSeq lists its product as hypothetical. The transcript has a single exon. The coding region runs from base 251 to 1138 and encodes 295 amino acids. NCBI's taxonomy places the organism in Eukaryota, Euglenozoa, Kinetoplastea, Trypanosomatida, Trypanosomatidae. The record is from RefSeq and is a predicted model, not a curated record.
AGGGGUAUUCUCCGCUGCUGUUACACCGCAGCUUCGUUUCAGCAUCAGCGUCAGCUUUGACCUCUUUGAGAGAAGCUCGUCUGUGAGUGUGUGUGUGAUUCUUCACUGGGGCAUUGAAGCAGGCAAGCUGCACUGCCAUGUGUGGGUGUAGUGUGCGUGGCAUUGCCCAUUUUGUUUUCCCCCUUUCUUACACAUUUGUGCCGUAGAGACUGAUCACGACGUAUUCUAGCGAAAUAGCUCCCUUGCGAAGAUGCUGCGCCGCUGCCGUAUCUUUGGCUUCCGCAUGAAGAGCGGCAACAUGCACGUGGACUACAAAAUAACCUCCCGCAACCACCGCCGUUCCAUUCGCGUCGAGGACGCCCUCGUAGACCCGCUGCUGCCGACCACAGUGGUGCCGCUCGAGUGGCUGGAGCAGCUCCGCGCACCCUCCACCCGCCUCCUCACCGGUUACCACACUGAGGAGGCGACGUACGCCACGCCGCGCUACGGCGACCACACCUCGAGCAGUACGAAGAAACUCACAUCUUCCUCCUCUUCUUCUCCAGCAGGGAAAGCUGCCGAGACGCCGUCCGGACACCCCAACGCGAUUCGAGCAGGGCCGGUGGUGCUGUACAUCACCGGACAAAGCGUACCCGUCGUGCUGAACCCGCUGUUUGUGUCGGCGGAGGAGUGGGGCCUGACACAACCCAACGGCGAGGUGGACCUCCGCCUUGGCAUGGACGCGAUCGAGCAGUGUCAGCUGUACGCGGAGCUGCGACCGGGUGGUCUGCUGUACGCGAAGUUACCGCACCACAGCCUCGCCGCGGCGAUGGAGCCGGUGCAGGACACACUGAAGCGGUACGGCAUGCAGUGCGGCCUGGCGGAGUCCCCGCUGGUGCCGCGGCCGUGGACGCGCAUGCGCUACAUGUUCAUUGACGAGCUGCAGCGUGGCCCGAAGAUGACGGAGUUCGUCGGCUUUAAUCCACGCAACGGCACCCCGUGGCGCUUCUCGCAGCACACCAAGUACUUCCGCACGGGUAUCUGGCGCGAGAUCAUCCGCCGCAACGAGAUGAACGACGGCCUGCAAGCGCACAGUAGUUGGCAGAAGUCGCCGCAGCAGGCGGUGCCAGACGUCAGCUUUUUGGCUCCUUACCCGUAG